GAAGUAUGGCUUCGAAUGAAUUACCUUGUUGAUUUCAAGCACCACUUCAUGCGUCAUUUUCCUUAUUCUUUACAAGAAACAAUCAAGCACAAAAAGAAAGAUUUAUGCAAAGGGAACAAGUGUUAUAUGUCAUCCUCCAACAAUGUAGACCAUCUUUUACUGAACUUAACCCUGUGUGACAUAAUGGUUUCACUGGCAAAUGCUUCAACACUGCAGACGGAUUCUGGAUGGUUAGAUAUGAUAAGGAAAUUUGUGACAGAUGCUCUUCAGGAUGGCAGCAGGUUGAAUAGCAAGCAGGUGAACAGAUUGCUUGGUGUUACUUGGAGACUAAUGCAAAUACAGCAAAACAAAG
Molecule: messenger RNA, 352 nt
Organism: Tinamus guttatus (white-throated tinamou)
Lineage: Eukaryota; Metazoa; Chordata; Aves; Tinamiformes; Tinamidae
Source: RefSeq, a predicted model, not a curated record